AUGGAAUAAACUAUUGAAAAAGAAGUUGAGAAUUUUAAUUUUUUGAAUUCAAAGAUAGAGAAAAUUCAUAUUCAAAUCAAGUUCAACUCAAAUUAAUAAAUUAUCUAUUCCUAAAACAGAGUAAUUGUGAGAGUGUAUAUUUAUAUUAUAACUUAAAAUAAAGAACAUAAGGUCAUGAUGUCCUUGAUAAAAAAGAAAUGUUUAAUAAUAUGGAUCAAAUCCAUAAUCUUUCAUGGCAAGGUUACUAUGGAAAAAACAAAGAGAAUCAUGGUAAAUGGAUUGCUUUUUGGAAUAAAGAUCUUCUAAUAAAUGUUGGCGGAUAAAGUUAAAUUAUUUAUUAUAUUCUAUGUUAUAAAGAUGGGUAAAAGAAAGCACCACGGAAAGACCCAUUCCUAAAUGAUAUGAAGUAAUUGAAUUUUUGACAUUAUGAAUAGAUAAUCGCAAAUUUUAGAAACUGGUGAAUAUUAUUAUGACUUUAGAAUUGGAAAAUGGAAUAUUAUUUUUUAAAAUGUGAAAAUGUAUAUAUUUUAAAAAUUGGUUAGUGGUGGUGGUAUUAAGUAAGGUAAAUGGGUUGAGCUAGAUGAAGGAUUUUAUCUUUGUAAUAGGUUACUUUUAAAGGUGAAUAUAAUAUUAAUGGCGUGAAGAUAGGCCUAUGGGAUAUUAUGUAUGAUGGGGAUGGAAAGAGAUCUAAAUAACUGUAAAAAAUAUAUAAGAAUAAGAAAAAUGUAUUUAGUGGUGGUGGAUCAUAUGACUAAGAAGGAAAUUAGUAAAAGAUUGGAAAAUGGGUAGAAAUAGAUGAUGGGUAUUAUAAAGAGAAUUUGGUUAUAUAUAAUGGUUUAUAUAAUAUUAAAGGUAAGAAGAUAGGUCUAUGGUGUACUAUGUAGUGUUUCAAUGGAGAGAAGGAAUAUAAAUAAAUGUAAACAAUAUAAAAUUAUAUAGUGGUGGUGGAUAAUAUGAUUAAGAAGGAAAUUAGAAAAAGAUUGGGAGGUGGGUUAAAUUGGAUGAAGGGUUUAGUUUUUCUAAAUAUGUCAUUCACAAUGGUGAAUACAACAUAAAUGGUAUGAAGGUAGGUAAAUGGGAUAUUUUGCAUUGUAAUGAUGGAGAGGAGGAAUAUAAAUAAAUGUAAAUAUUUUAUUAUUAUAAGUAGAAUAUCAAUAAAAAGUGGUGGUGGAUUAUAUGAUUACGAAGGAACUUAGAAAAUUUAAAUUCAAUAAUAUUUAAUUAACAUAAAUUAUAAAAUUUAUUAUAAAUACAACAUUGUUUAAAGUAAACAUUGA
Paramecium sonneborni is the source of this 1277-nucleotide messenger RNA. The record is from the annotation of a GenBank genome assembly. NCBI's taxonomy places the organism in Eukaryota, Ciliophora, Oligohymenophorea, Peniculida, Parameciidae.